Schistosoma guineensis is the source of this 2739-nucleotide messenger RNA. NCBI's taxonomy places the organism in Eukaryota, Metazoa, Platyhelminthes, Trematoda, Strigeidida, Schistosomatidae. The record is from the annotation of a GenBank genome assembly.
GUAGGACACAUUUUUCGGAGGACGCGUUGACAUAUUCAGUUUGUCUACGUGAUGGGUUUGUCGAAGCUUAGUAUCUCAGAUGUUGACCUUAAAGGGAAACGUGUUCUUAUUCGGGUUGAUUUCAACGUCCCUAUGAAAGAUGGGAAAGUUACUAACACUCAAAGAAUAGCAGCUGCCAUACCAACUAUUAAAUAUGCUUUGGAUAAGGGGGCUAAGAGUGUCGUCCUAAUGUCCCAUUUAGGUCGGCCAGAUGGGAACAAAGUCGAUAAGUAUUCUCUAAAGCCUGUGUGCCCUGAAGUGUCAAAGUUGUUAGGCAAAGAAGUUACCUUCCUCAGUGAUUGUGUUGGACCUGAUGUAGUUAAUGCGUGUGCUAACCCUGCUCCUGGAAGUGUUUUUUUGUUAGAAAAUCUACGCUUUCACGUUGAAGAGGAAGGAAAAGGUGUCUCACCGACCGGCGAAAAAACAAAAGCCACUGCUGAUCAAAUCAAGGCUUUCAGUGAAAGUCUGACAAAACUUGGUGAUGUUUACGUCAACGAUGCCUUUGGUACGGCACAUAGAGCUCAUGCUUCUAUGGUCGGCUGCCAACUGCCACAAAAAGCCUGUGGAUUUCUCAUGAAUAAAGAACUGACAUAUUUCGCCAGGGCUUUGGAAAAUCCAGAACGUCCUUUCCUAGCUAUUUUGGGAGGUGCCAAGGUUAGCGACAAGAUCCAGUUGAUCAAUAAUAUGCUUGACAAAGUUAAUGAAUUGAUCAUCGGUGGUGGGAUGGCAUAUACAUUUCUUAAGCAAAUACACAACAUACAUAUAGGAAAUAGUUUAUUUGAUGCACCGGGUGCAGAAAUCGUCCACAAAGUAAUGGAAACUGCAAAGGCUAAAAAUGUUGCAAUUCACUUACCUGUUGACUUUGUAACUGCUGAUAAAUUUGCUGACGAUGCGAACACUGAAGUAAGAACUAUACAAUCAGGAAUUGCCGAUGGUUGGAUGGGAUUAGAUAUUGGUCCGAAAACAAUUGAAGAAUUCAGUAAGGUGAUUAGUCGUGCCAAAACUAUUGUUUGGAACGGGCCGAUGGGCGUUUUCGAAAUGGACAAGUUUGCAAGAGGAACGAAAGCAGCAAUGGAUGAAGUGGUCAAAGCUACUAAGAAUGGUGCUACAACUAUUAUUGGUAAGUUGUAUUUAUCCGAUUCCAUUAUCCUCGUUGAACUAAUACACUGCUUUUAAUGAGUUAUUUUCAUUUCCAAAGUAGUAAGGUAUAAACCAUAAUCAAGAUUGCAGGCAGUAUUACAAAGUUAUGUUUUAAUAUCCAGUAAAUUUGAAAAAAGUUAUCCUUUUGCAUAUGGAGUCCUUAUUUUCAUUUGUUUCUGUUUAAAAAUCUGUUUUAAUAUUUUCUCCAAUAUUUCUGUAGGUGGUGGUGACACCGCAACAUGCUGCGCCAAAUGGGACACAGAAGAUAAAGUUAGUCAUGUCAGUACUGGUGGUGGUGCUAGUCUUGAACUUCUCGAAGGUAGGAAUGGCUUCAGUCCAAUUACUUGCAUUUAAUUUCUGUAUGACGGUAUGAUCGGCACGUUUAUGUUGUAUUUGACAUUGAUUUCUCUAAUCUGGAGCCCAAUCUACCAGCUAGUACUUUUCCUGCGUAGCAGAUAGACUGCCUUAAAAAUAAAUUUGGUUGUAUUAUAUAUACUGCAGCUAUGGAGUACAAGUUAUACUUAAAUUGUUUUAAUUCAAAAAUUUAUGUAUUCAAGUAAUCCAGUUUCACAGAGAAGAAUGUUUAAGCGGAACGUUUUCAUUAACUUAAGAUACAGAUUUCACAACCAUGAAUCCUUAAAUAUUAUGUUAUCGUUGUGAGAGGUGGUUUAGUGCUUAAUGAUUUUGAAUUUCAACCAAUAGUUCCUAUGUUUAAGCCCCAUUCUGUUUUGGCAUUCGGGUAAUGUCACGUGCCUUAACACCAGGAGUAUUAUUAUUGUUGUGAAUACAGUAGCCGGUAUAAGUCAGGCUUAUAAGUAGUCAGUUUAGCGCACUGAAAAUAAUGGCUUUGACGUUGAUUCUGGCUUUUUAUGUCACUGGUACAGUUGACAAGUCCUGUAUUAAUGUCUCGAAAAACUCUUAUAAUAAGUUGAUAUCAGCAAUGUUGAAUCCUGGGGGAUUUAGCACACAAUGUGUUGCAUGGUUAUUAUAAUCAUAGCAGUAAUGACCACAGUAAUAUAUUAAUAGAUUUAAUACUGCAUAUACUGAAUAUAAUUUUAUUGGAAACAAAUAUUCAUUUUUUACCAUUCACUUAGUUAGAUGUGUUUGUUUUCAUCAAAGCAACUGUAAUUUCACACCACAUAACUGACUUCAAAAAGUCGUAAAUCAAGAUGCAUUAGAUAUCCGUUUCGUCCCAGCAUGGGACUCCUUAGCAGUGCAUAUCUUCGAUUCCACCGGGGGCUGAACUCACGGUAUACGUUAAAUGUUUUGUCUUCUUUAUUAUAAAUAUGUUCUUGUUUUUCUGUUUCAGGUAAACAAUUACCCGGAGUUGUUGCACUUACGGAUGCUCACUAAUGUGUUUGGUCAUAAUAUCCCUUAACUUCAUAAUUAAUUAUAAUUAGUGUUCUUACCUUCGAAUUUUCACACUUGUUCUCAGUUCUAUGAUUACUUGGUAUUGUUAUACAUGUGUUCUUGAUUUGAUGGAUAUUUUUUCUGUUUCAUUUCUGUACGUGUAGGUGUAUUUCUCCCAUAUGCGCAUUUGCUACCAAUAGAAAUUUCCGG